AUGGAUCAAUUUAAUAAAGACAUCGAAGAGUUUUCAAAUUGGUUGUCAGACGAUGCCGAUGUGAAAGUAUCCCCAAAAAUUAGCAUUGUUGACCUAAGGAGCUCGAAUGAGGGAAGGGCAGUAAUCGCUAAUGAGCAGAUAGCCAAGGAUGAAAUUCUAUUUGAAAUUCCAUUUAAGUUACUUAUUAAUAUUGAGACAUCUCAGAUCAACAAGGACCAUCCAGAUAUACAUAAUGAGUUGAACAGACUUGGACAAUGGAACGGUCUUAUUGUAUGUCUGUUGUAUGAAUGGGAGUGGUUACAUGAGAAGAGUAAGUGGUGGCCAUAUAUGAAAGUAUUACCUACAUCGGGGACAUUAAAUGGUUUGAUGUACUGGAAUGAAGAUCAAUUAAAAAAAUUAGAACCCUCUUUAGUAUUGGAAAGAAUCGGGAAGGAAGGUGCAAAACAAAUGUACGAAACAAUUAUGAAAUUCAUUAGAGAUAAUGGAUUAGAUAAAGAAUUAGGGGAAACAUCGUGGGAAAGUUUCCUACGAGUGGCAAGCACAAUUAUGUCUUAUUCUUUUGACGUUGAGAAAAUAGACCCAAAUGGUUCUCAGGAGAAAGAUAGUCAGAGUGCCGACGACGAAGAUGAACCUGAGACAAUUAGUCUGAAAUCUAUGGUUCCAUUUGCUGAUACUUUGAACGCAGACACCCAUAAAUGUAAUGCGCACUUGGAAUACGACAAGGAUAGCUUAAAGAUGCGUGCCAUCAACACUAUUGAUAAAGGUGGACAGGUUUAUAACAUUUAUGGUGAACAUCCAAACUCCGAAAUUCUAAGGAGGUACGGUUAUGUUGAGAUGGAAGGUUCUGCCUUCGAUUUCGGUGAAGUAUUACUUCAAAAUAUAAAAGAUAGUUUAAAAUCCAUUUAUUCAAUGGAUGAAGAAUUUAUGGAUUGGAUAUUAACUGAAUUAAAGAAUGAUCAAAUGAUUGAAACGUUUUUUGAAGAUGAGGAGAUUGUGUUGGAUUCAUAUGAUUGUUAUAUAUCUGGGGAAAUAUUGACUGAAUUAGUAUUGUUUUUACAAAUAAUUACCACAUUUUGUAGCAUACCAGACGUGAAGGAUCAAAAUGAAGUAGAUAGACUUGCAACUUUGAAUAGAGUUACGAAGAAAUGUGUUCAAUUAGUGGAAGGUGGGACAGCAACUCAAGGCUGUUCUGAAGUAUGGAAGCUUGCUGUUGAAAACAGAUUAAAGGAAUACCCAGAAGAUUGUCUCAACACUGCCGUGACCUUCGAUGACAAUGAUUCGAUAGAUAAGAUAAGGGAAUCAAUGGCUAAGAUAGUGUUGAGGUCUGAGUGUCAAGCUUUAGAUAAAUGUAUGAGUUCUAUCUCUCAGCAAUAUAAAAUCAUUAACGAUGAAAAACUUUUGAAUAAUAUCUUAAAGAGAAAGAGUAAUCCUAAUGACAAUCGAUCACCAAAUUCCAAGAGACAGAAGAGAUGA
Molecule: messenger RNA, 1473 nt
Organism: Maudiozyma saulgeensis
Lineage: Eukaryota; Fungi; Ascomycota; Saccharomycetes; Saccharomycetales; Saccharomycetaceae
Source: the annotation of a GenBank genome assembly